AUGCAGGGCUUCAACCAAGAAGGUCUAACAACCGGCAACAAACUCGCCGGCAAACAUCCCCUCGGCGCACGCGCUCGCCACCUCCGGACAACAGGCGCACUGGUGGUCCGAUUCGAGAUGCCUUUCGCCGUAUGGUGCACGACCUGCAAACCGCAUGAGACCAUCAUCGGCCAGGGCGUGCGGUUCAACGCCGAAAAGAAAAAAGUGGGCAGCUAUUACUCGACUCCGAUAUAUAGUUUUCGCAUGCGACAUCCCCAAUGCGGCGGGUGGAUUGAGAUUCGCACCGAUCCGAAGAAUACGGCGUAUGUGGUUUUUGAGGGUGGUCGGAAGCGAGAUACCGGGGAGGAUGGGGACAGGGCAUUGCAGCCUGGGGAGAUAGCGAUUCGGCGGGUUGGAGAGGAUGAAGAGAAGAAGGAUGCACUGGCGAAAUUGGAAGGGAAGGUUGAGGAUAAGAGACGGGCAGAAACGGAGACCAGUCGAAUUCUGGAUCUGCAGCAACGCCAGAGUCGAGAUUGGAAUGAUCCGUAUGAGAAGUCGAGACGGCUGCGACGGACAUUCCGCGCGGAGAGAAAGGGCCUUGAGAAAGCCGAGGCGAAUCGAGAGGCGAUUAAGGAUAAGAUGAGCUUGGGGAUCGAUCUUGUCGAUGAGACGGAAGAGGACCGUCUGCGUGCUGGGAUGGUCGAUUUUGGUCCUGAUGGUCCCAAUGGUGCUGAUAUGGUUGGGCCUGAUGCUGGCGCUUCUCAAGUCUUGCGCACACGGCCUAUGUUUGAGACAAAAGGCUCAUCGUCCGCUUUACAGAGGUCGACUGAAUCAGAUCGACACGGGAAGAGCAAACGUGCGAGACCGCCCAAGCCAGCCGAUCAACUUGCACAACGCAAAGCCUCAUUUCGCAAUGAGCUGACCGGGAAUACGCGCGCAACUGUCGAUCCAUUCCUGACGCAUGCUGAAACUGCGUGGCGGCCGGAGGUUAAGAGACGAAAAGUCGUCGCAACCAAACCCGUGGUAGUGAGCAAGGAACAAAAUGAGCACCAGCGCCCAGAUCGCGCAGAUAACAAUGAGGCUUCACCUGUUGAAGAUUCCACUGGCGUUUCAACUACUAAAGGCUCGGCUGUGCCAGCAGCAUUGGUGGACUAUGGCUCGGAUUCCGAGUGA
Molecule: messenger RNA, 1152 nt
Organism: Aspergillus wentii DTO 134E9
Lineage: Eukaryota; Fungi; Ascomycota; Eurotiomycetes; Eurotiales; Aspergillaceae
Product: Saf4/Yju2 family protein
Exons: 2
Coding region: 1-1152 (383 amino acids)
Biological process (GO): mRNA splicing, via spliceosome
Cellular component (GO): post-mRNA release spliceosomal complex; U2-type spliceosomal complex
Source: RefSeq, a predicted model, not a curated record